This is a messenger RNA of Gongylonema pulchrum, 858 nucleotides long. The record is from the annotation of a GenBank genome assembly. Lineage: Eukaryota; Metazoa; Nematoda; Chromadorea; Rhabditida; Gongylonematidae.
AUGAUUUUCUGUUUCAGAUUAACAGCAAGUUUUGUUCGUGCAAAGCGAAAAGUCUGUUCGGAUAUACCUUGCUGCCCAUUCUUUGAGAAAUUGGAGGAGCAAAAAGAUAUAAACUAUCCAGAUGGCGUUUAUAAUUUACAAGAUUUACGUAAGUUAGGCAAGCAACGGGGUAUUUGCCCGUACUUCUUGUCACGCAAUGUCGUUGAUCGCGCUCAGAUUGUCGUCUAUUCUUACCACUAUAUUUUGGAUCCGAAAAUUGCCGAAUUGGUCUCGAAAAAUUUCAGCCGUCAUGCUUGUGUUGUUUUUGAUGAAGCGCAUAACAUUGAUAACGUUUGUAUUGAAUCGAUGAGUGUUUCAUUGACGAAAACAACUGUCGAGAAAGUAACCCAAAAGUUAAGCGUUCUUGAGGAGUAUGUACAGAGGUUAAAAAAUGAAAACAGUGAAAGAUUGAAGACCGAAUACGAUCGAAUGAUUGAGGAUCUGAAACGUGUUGAGGAGGAGCGCAUCACCGAUCGAGUUCUGGCAAAUCCUGUACUCCCCGAUAUGAUUCUGAAGGAAGCGGUACCAGGAUCGAUACGAACAGCUCAACAUUUCAUUGCUUUCCUUCGGCGAUUCAAUGAAUACCUCAAACAUCGAAUGCGAACAAAAACGGUUUUAUUUGAAAGUCCGGCCGCGUUCCUUCGAGAUAUCAGCGAUUUAAUGCACAUUGAACGGAGACCUCUUCGUUUUUGUGCUGAACGAUUUGCAUCGUUGGCGCGAACGCUCGAACUUGCCGAUAUCUCGGAUUUUAGUUCUCUGGUAUUGAUCACGAAUUUCGCAACUCUCGUAAGCACAUAUGCACGUGGUACCGCAUUUUAA